Molecule: messenger RNA, 1323 nt
Organism: Polyodon spathula (Mississippi paddlefish)
Lineage: Eukaryota; Metazoa; Chordata; Actinopteri; Acipenseriformes; Polyodontidae
Product: endoplasmic reticulum-Golgi intermediate compartment protein 3-like
Exons: 11
Coding region: 346-1308 (320 amino acids)
Biological process (GO): retrograde vesicle-mediated transport, Golgi to endoplasmic reticulum; endoplasmic reticulum to Golgi vesicle-mediated transport
Cellular component (GO): endoplasmic reticulum membrane; Golgi membrane; COPII-coated ER to Golgi transport vesicle
Source: RefSeq, a predicted model, not a curated record
UGUUCCUCAGCGACUCCUCCGGACAAAGAAAGGUUAGAUUUGACUGCUUCAGGCGUUUUCUUUAUAAAUUUAAACUGAGACGAGACAGCGCUGUUUUUGAAAGAGAACAACCUGGAUUUGCUGAAGUGUCAUUCAAAUCAAGGGGAUUCUGCUUUGGCAAGGUUUCUAGAACAGUCCCCUGAUUCGGAUGGACUCCAACUCCCAGAAUGCACCUUUGCCUUAUUUAAAACGUCACUGGAGACUGGGUGGUCACAGCCAAUCAAAUUGCAAAACGAACCAUGAAGUACCCCGGAAGUAUGUAAAGGAGGAAGGUGUUGUGUUGCUCUGUAUGGGGGGGUAGUGAAGAUGGAGGCUCUCAGCAAACUUAAACAGUUUGACGCUUAUCCUAAAACGCUGGAAGAUUUCAGGGUGAAAACAUGUGGCGGAGCAACGGUGACUAUUAUCAGUGGGCUGAUCAUGCUGAUCCUCUUCUUCUCUGAGCUUCAGUACUACCUCACUAAGGAAGUUUACCCAGAGUUAUAUGUGGACACAUCCAGAGGAGACAAGCUGAAGAUCAAUAUCGACAUCCUCUUCCCCCACAUGCCAUGUGCUUAUCUAAGCAUUGAUGCAAUGGAUGUGGCUGGAGAGCAGCAGCUAGAUGUUGAGCACAACCUGUUUAAACAGAGACUGGACAAGGAAGGAAAGCCAGUGACUCCAGAGGCAGAGAAGCACGAGCUGGGAAAGGAGGAGCCCGAAGCUUUUGAUCCAAGCAAACUGGACCCCAAUCGCUGUGAGAGCUGCUACGGAGCUGAGACUGAAGAUCUCAAGUGCUGUAACUCUUGUGAUGAUGUGAGAGAAGGCUACCGGAGGAGAGGAUGGGCCUUUAAAAACCCGGACACCAUCGAGCAGUGCAAGAGGGAGGGCUUCAGCCAGAAGAUGCAGGACCAGAAGAACGAAGGCUGCAAGCUCUACGGAUUCCUGGAGGUCAACAAGGUGGCUGGAAACUUUCAUUUUGCACCAGGAAAAAGCUUUCAGCAAUCCCACGUACACGUACACGCUGUGGAGAUUCAUGACCUGCAGAGCUUUGGACUGGAUAAUAUAAACAUGACUCAUUUCAUCAGACACUUGUCGUUCGGGAAGGAUUACCCAGGAAUCGUGAAUCCUCUGGAUGGAACUAACGUAGCUGCAGAGCACGUUUCCAUGAUGUACCAGUACUUUGUGAAAAUCGUCCCGACAAUAUACGUGAAAGCUGAUGGAGAGGUAAGUGCAAUACAGCAGGAUAUGAAAUGUGAUCAUAGAGUAGUGUGUGUGUAUAUACUGUGUAUAUGAAAUGUGAUCAGAGUA